Molecule: messenger RNA, 1155 nt
Organism: Drosophila navojoa
Lineage: Eukaryota; Metazoa; Arthropoda; Insecta; Diptera; Drosophilidae
Source: RefSeq, a predicted model, not a curated record
AAGACCUAUCGCCAGCUUUACCUAGGCUUAGCUGGCGGUGCGAGUUAUAUCUUUCUGACCUUAAUCGUUCAGUUGAUGUUUUUUUUUUUUUUUACAAUAACUGGGACUAGACUUCAAAAAUACCCCAUUAUACAGUAUCAUUGUAUUUUCUAAAUUGUGUGUGCAUGUUUGACUAAGGCAAUAAAAAAAAGCAAAGCAAAAAAAUUAAAAAAAAGAAGCAAAACAUUUUCACCGACCAUGGAUGACAUCUUUCAUGAUUGUCGCAGUGAGAGUGACUGCGAUCGCGAGUGUGCCCAUAAGGCGGGCAUAUUGAAGGCCUGCCAAGGCGACUUUAAGCAGGAGGAGGUGCCCCAGCAGCGCAAGGCACCCAUGGAUAUGCGCAGCAUCAUAAGGCGCGCCGCACAAAAUACGCAAAUACUAUUGCGCGGCCUAGGCGUUCACUGCGAGUGCGCCGAGAUCGAGGAGCCGCCAUCUACAUGCAAGUUCUUUUAUCCCGCAACGCUCGAGAUAAGCGCGCGAGUGCACACGGACCCAUCAUGCGGCGUGCCCCCGCAUUGCCAGUGCAUACUGCGCGGCAGUCCGGUCACUCUCAGUCUCCCCAUGGAGCUGGAUCCCCACAGCGGACAGGUUAAGGUCAACAUAUUUAAGCCGGCACCCAAUACAUUGGCUCAUUCCUGCGAAUCCGUUGCUGUUGGACCUGCCGGGGGCGUGGGCGGGGGAGCGGGCACAGGCGCUGGUGAUAGGCGGGCCUGUGGCCAGCCUCAAAAUUGUAUGCGCCGGCAAUCGUAUCGUUACGGAACCGCUCGGAAAGCCGUGAGGAGAGUACGUUGGGAGGCAUAGGGAGCUCGCUAUUUGUCGUGAAACGCCGUCAAGUAGCAGCUGCCUAUGGUUGCCCACACCCAAUUAGAGCGGGCGCUGGGGCAUUCAGCUUGGGAAAGCGACGGAGAAAACAUGUGGAGUUGCUCACUAAAACUGAGGGAAGCGCUGUGUCUGUCAACCAUGAAAACGAGCAACGAUGUCAUAUGAUUGUCUGCAAACGAGUGACGUGAACAUGCGUGUGUCUUUACUUUCGAAUUUAUCAUCUGUGGAUGCUGAGUUUUGGUUAGUGCUAAUAUUUGAAGUGAUUUUGAUACAAUAAAAAUGAAUGAAAAGAAA